GACAGAGGGCUGUGCCUAAACUGUCAGUGUCAGGGUGGAAAGCAUUUCUCGGCACUUUCGCCUCACACAAAGAGAGAGAGAAAAACACACAAACCUUUCGGUUUCAAAAUUUUGUUUGCUUGGACGGAAGGAUCGUGGGAUCGUUGCAGGGUUAAAAUGACAUCCUGCUUCAAUAUCAGUUCCCUUAACCAGCUGUGGCCAGUGGAGCCCAGAUUGUUGACCCAGAGCAUCCUCUUUGUGGUGAUGGAUGGCCGGGGACCGAUGACCGACACAGAGAUCAUCGCCAGCGUGGGCGACCGACAUCAUCGCAGCGAUCCCGACUUCAAGCGACAGGUGCGCGAGCUCCUGCGUGAAAUUGUCUCCUUGGGAUCGCUAAGGCGAAAGCAAAAUCUCUACUUGCUGCCUGGCCAGCGGCUGUCCAAGCAGCAUCGGGCCCAAUAGCCCUCCAAAUAAUGUACAAAAUACUUGCCAAAUAAAUUCCAGCAGAACCUCAA
Messenger RNA from Drosophila guanche, 494 nucleotides. RefSeq lists its product as uncharacterized. NCBI's taxonomy places the organism in Eukaryota, Metazoa, Arthropoda, Insecta, Diptera, Drosophilidae. The record is from RefSeq and is a predicted model, not a curated record. The transcript has a single exon. Bases 157 to 441 code for a protein of 94 amino acids.